Molecule: messenger RNA, 753 nt
Organism: Magnolia sinica
Lineage: Eukaryota; Viridiplantae; Streptophyta; Magnoliopsida; Magnoliales; Magnoliaceae
Exons: 1
Coding region: 1-753 (250 amino acids)
Source: RefSeq, a predicted model, not a curated record
AUGAGCCCUAAACGAUCAGCACUAUGGCCAGUUCAUACAACAUUGAUCGGAUUCUCGGGUGGACAAAUCCUUCCUGAAGGAAUGAUCUCGCUGCCACUCACUGCCAAAAAUUCUCCACAUCGGGCGACAGUAAUGAUCGAUUUUCUCAUAGUCGACCAACUAUCUGUUUACAAUGCCAUACUCGGUUGGCCCUCUCUAUGCCUUCUUGAAGCUGUAGUAUCGACAUACCAUCUUUUCAUGAAAUUUUCAACUGGGUCGGGAGUAAGAGUCAUUAAAGGUGACCAGCAGGAUGCAAGGUGCUGCUACAUGACGGUCGUAAAAACUCCAGCCAAGAUAACCACGAUUGAAUCGUUGGACCUUCGGACCGAAACCUACGAGCGAGGACAACCAGUAGAAGACCUUAUCCCAAUAACUUUGGUUGAGAUAGAUGAAACCAAGACGGUUCGGAUUGGCUCGUCCCUACAGUCGCCCCUAAAAGAUAAGCUGGUUUCCCUACUCCGACGAUACGCUGAUGUAUUUGCGUGGAGCCACGAAGAUAUGCCUAGGAUCGAUCCCUCAGUGAUGACUCAUCGCCUCAACAUCAAUCUGACCUACCGACCGAUCCAACAGAAGCGACAACCACUCGGCCUCGAAAGAUACGCCAUUAUCGAGGAAGAGGUCAGCAAGCUCCUCAAGGUUAAAUUCAUCGAGGAGAUAUACUAUCCGAAGUGGGUAGCUAAUGUCAUACUCGUUAAGAAAGCCAAUGGGAAAUGA